This is a messenger RNA of Xenopus laevis (African clawed frog), 2994 nucleotides long. It is a transcript of the gene gck.L, whose product is annotated as glucokinase (hexokinase 4) L homeolog. Gene Ontology annotation, cellular component: cytoplasm; nucleus; mitochondrion. Gene Ontology annotation, molecular function: hexokinase activity; glucokinase activity; ATP binding. Gene Ontology annotation, biological process: glycolytic process; hexose metabolic process; glucose 6-phosphate metabolic process. Lineage: Eukaryota; Metazoa; Chordata; Amphibia; Anura; Pipidae. The record is from RefSeq and is marked provisional.
CGAGACAGGUUACACAAGAAAUACAGACGUGGCUUGUAUCAGAAGGAAGAGCUUUAUAUCAAGGGACUGGAGUGAAGCAGAACAUUGAACUUGUGUAGUACAUGGACAUCUAUUCAGAAACAGGAUUAAUAUCUAAUCCAGAGAGAUAGAUACUACAAUUAAAAGGGAUUGGGUGUUAUUAAAAACUGACUACAUUCCAGAAAAAGCUUUUAAUCACCAUAGAUACCCGGGCAGGGACAAUUAGACACUUGCCACAUGAUCUGCAAAAAGACACACUGACACACAGGCACUUCUAACAACCCUUCACUGAUCUGCGUGUGGUGUGGAAGAUUCCCUUUUUACGUGAGCAUGGAAACAUUUGACCAGAAUGAGGUGGAUCAGAUCCUGUCUGAGUUCCAUCUGCAGGAGGAAGAUUUGCAUGUUCUGAUGUGCAGGAUGCAGGCUGAGAUGGAGAGGGGUCUUCACCUGGAAACCAAUGAGGAGGCCAGUGUUAAAAUGCUGCCCACCUAUGUUCGCUCAACACCUGAUGGCUCUGAGGUGGGUGACUUCCUAGCCCUGGACCUUGGGGGCACCAACUUCCGUGUCAUGUUGGUAAAGGUUGGGGAGGAUUUGGAAGGGCAGUGGAAAGUGGAGACAAAACACAAAAUGUAUUCAAUUCCAGUGGAUGCCAUGACUGGAACAGCAGAGAUGCUAUUUGACUACAUUGCAGAAUGCAUUUCUGAUUACCUGGACCAGCAAAACAUGAAGCACAAGAAACUGCCCUUGGGAUUUACUUUCUCUUUCCCGGUUAGACAUGAGGAUAUCGACAAGGGUAUUCUUCUCAAUUGGACCAAAGGAUUCAAAGCAUCUGGAGCAGAAGGAAACAAUGUUGUUGGAUUACUCAGAGAUGCAAUCAAGAGACGUGGUGAUUUUGAGAUGGAUGUGGUUGCCAUGGUAAAUGAUACAGUGGCUACUAUGAUAUCUUGUUACUAUGAAGACCAUCACUGUGAGGUUGGCUUGAUCGUAGGGACUGGCUGCAACGCUUGCUACAUGGAGGAGAUGAGUAAUGUGGAGCUGGUGGAAGGAGAGGAGGGACGUAUGUGUGUGAACACGGAGUGGGGAGCAUUUGGAGACACGGGGGAGCUGGAGGAUUUCCGACUAGAGUACGACCGAGUGGUGGAUGAGGCAUCUCUUAAUCCUGGUCAGCAACUCUACGAAAAGAUGAUCGGUGGAAAAUACAUGGGGGAGCUGGUCAGACUGGUCCUGAUAAAGAUGGUGAAUGAGAAUCUGUUAUUUGGAGGAGAAUCUUCUGAAAAGCUGAAGACCCGAGGAGCCUUCGAAACACAAUUUGUGUCCCAGAUAGAGGCGGACACCUCCGAUUUUAAACAGACUCUCAACAUCCUGCGGACUCUAGGAGUACAGGCCACAAUUGGAGACUGUCACGCUGUGCGCUUAGCAUGUGAGAGUGUAUCUACUCGAGCUGCGAUCAUGUGUUCUGCUGGCCUUGCUGGGAUCCUAAACCGCAUGCGGCAAAGCAGGAGAGAGGAGCUACUUCGAAUUACUGUGGGAGUGGAUGGAUCUGUGUACAAACUACACCCUAGUUUCAAGGACAAGUUCCAUGCCACUGUGCUCAAACUGACUUCAGGCUGUGAAAUUACCUUCAUUCAGUCAGAGGAAGGAAGUGGACGUGGAGCUGCCCUAAUAUCAGCAGUGGCGUAUAAGAUGGCUGUCAUGAUUGGUCACUAGUGAGCAUUUCCUCAAUGCAUACAUGAGACCCAAGUCAAGUCAGAGACCGAAAAGCCUCCCUUCUGCAGAGUGUUCCAAAGAUCUGAAGAGAUUCCUUCAUAUCUACAAUGGCGUGUAGAACAUCUGGCAAACCUUUCUGCUGCUAAGAUUUAAUGAAUAUUACUUUAGCUUUAUAAAAUGCAUGGAGAGAACUCAGUAGACAGAGAGAGCCAAAGGUCAUUCCUAUAGUUACACAAUAAAUGACUCAUAGAAACAUAUUCUACAUAGCCCAGAUCUACUUAACAUGUCAUUGUUCAUAAACCAAUUAAUUCAGUAGAAACUGGAAGAUAACAUCAGUGGACAUUUGACUCCUCUUUGGGAGGUUCCAAAGAUGAUGCAUUUUGGUAGACCCUAAGGAGAUUGGGUGGUCCACCAAACACUGCCACCAAGAGAUGUUCAACCUGAGACAUCAUAUCAAAUCUUGGCAAAGACAUACUACCAGCCCAGUAAGAAAAAAAGUUCAGUGUGGAGCACCAACUCAUGAACGUUUACCACGGGUGUUGCUGUCAAUGCCCUUCACCAAUUCAAGAGAUUUUUAGAUCCACUCUCAUGAGUGGAGAACCCCUUGCAAGAACUUCUAGGAUCCAGGAAUAAAUUAACAUUCACCAUGAAUCCUACUUAUUAAAACAAUAUUAAAGCAAGAAACUAGCUUUAUCCAUAGACAUGCCAGAAGCCACCCUUCAUUUGAAACUUUUCCAACGCUGAUUCAACUAGUAGCCUCCCAGCAGGAGAAGACUUUAAAGAACUAUAAAAGAACCACAAAGGACAUAAGUGCAUCUAAGCUUAUUAAAGGAAAUGUGGACUGCUUGUACAGUUAUCUAUAAUCAUAAUCAGUGUUUCUUGUCUAUAUAACAUGUUGAGGUAUAAUUAUUGGCCAGAUAUCAGUUGACUUUUUCAGUUGGAUUUCACCCCAACUUUGACUCAGGUAAUGGUUUGUAAAAAAUCCCUUACUAUUUCUCAGGCACAGCCUGCAGAUGGAAGUGACACAGGAGGAAUAUUCUGUUUGCAGUAAAAUAUAAUGUAGAUUAUUCUACUUACAGACAAAAAGCCAGUUAUGAAACUUAAAGCUGGACAUUAUAAUGAGUAGCUCGAAAGUGAUGAAGUAACUGGAAAAGCUGUCACUAAACAAAGUGUUUGAGGUCGGCCAUCGGGGGUUAUUGGAACAAGUGAUGUAAUGUUGAAGAAUGCAGUAUCUAUACAAAAAAUAAAUGUAUUUACAUGAAUAUCUCA